AUGGAAGAUCAUACCCCCACAUAUGUAACUGCAAGUAACUUGCUAACUGACAUUUCCCAGCUGGAGCCGUUUGAUGUGGUCGGAUUUGACGCAGAUCAUACCCUUGUGAAGUAUAAUGUGGUUGCCCUAUCCAAAAUGAUUGAUGAUUGCCAUUUAAAAACGAUUGUAAAGGAUUGUGACGGAUAUCCGCAUAAUAUCUCAGAUAUGUUUGAUGAAGAGCUUAGUCAUUUCCCUUUUAAUGGAGCUACAUUCGAUAUGAACACCAGCCUUCUAGUCAAAAUAUCUGAAGACAAGAGAGUAAUGGUGGCUUAUAAAGGAUUCACUAAACUAAAUGAAAAUGAAAUUGAGAAUAUUUAUGGAAAAGAUAGAAUCUUUCAUAAAGAAUAUGACGUAUGGAACUACAGGAGCUUAGACAAAGGCUAUAUCGGAUUUCAUACUUACUUUGACACCUCCAGUGUCACUCUCUGUGCUAAAUUAAUGGAGCUCAAACUUCAAGGUGCAAUAAAUAAGACAAAUGAGGAGAUAAUUAAUGACAUCAUAACUUGUGUAACGAGCUGUUAUGCAAAUUAUAAUGAAGAGAGAUGAUAUAGAAUAGCUGAUUUUGGAUACUUUUUCCCAGAAGUUGUUCGAAAUACAGACAAAUAUAUUCAGAAGAGAGAAGAUUUCAGAGAUAUAUUGAAGCAGCUAAAGGAACUUGAUAAAAAAUUAUUCAUUGCUACUAAUUCUCAUGCUGAGUAUACAGACCUAAUAAUGACCAGAUCUAUAGGAGAGGACUGGAAAUCUUUCUUUGAUUUUAUCGCCAGCAAUUGUGGGAAACCAGCAUUCUUUGACAAAAUCGAGGACACUCAAAAAUUUUAUAGAUGUGACUAUAACUCUCCAACUUUGAAGGGCAAGAAAUGUGAAGUUGAUGACCUUGAGGAUACACACAUAUAUCUUGAAGGGAACUGAAAAGAUCUCGAAAACUAUUUCAAGAAACUUGUUGGAAAAGAAGAGAUCAAUGUAGCUUUCUUUGGAGACCAUUUUAUUACAGAUGCAGCUCUGUCAGAUCUUCAUGAAAAUUGGAAGGGGAUUACAAUCAUGGAAGAGCUCAAUCAUGAGCAAAUGAAGCAAGAAGAGGAAUCACAACUUCUCAACUAUCAAAAGUACUGGGGAUCAUUUUUUGGAGGAGAAAUAAAUAAAGUCUGGUACAAGAAUGCAUGGGUUAAAUUUGCAGAAGGACAUUCCUCUUUCGUGCUUCCUUUAAUGAAAGAUCUUGGCAGGCUGUUAAUCAAAUAACUUUCAAUGUAUGA
Moneuplotes crassus is the source of this 1289-nucleotide messenger RNA. Lineage: Eukaryota; Ciliophora; Spirotrichea; Euplotida; Euplotidae. The record is from the annotation of a GenBank genome assembly.